Messenger RNA from Adelges cooleyi (spruce gall adelgid), 1686 nucleotides. RefSeq lists its product as uncharacterized. The transcript is spliced from 6 exons. Gene Ontology annotation, biological process: protein deubiquitination. Gene Ontology annotation, molecular function: cysteine-type deubiquitinase activity. NCBI's taxonomy places the organism in Eukaryota, Metazoa, Arthropoda, Insecta, Hemiptera, Adelgidae. The record is from RefSeq and is a predicted model, not a curated record. Bases 69 to 1391 code for a protein of 440 amino acids.
AAACGUUGAAGUUGUCUAGGGCACUAUUAAAUAGAACAUAUUUUUCUGUUUAAAAUAACAAUUUUUAGAUGUAUUUAGGCAGUUGUAUAAUAUUACUAUGUUUAGGGUAUUUUCAUAUUUCUGCAAUGCUGUUGGUUAAUGCAUCUGGCGAAAAUUCACAGGCCAUGGACUCGAGGAUGAGGAAAGAGUUUCAACGAAUUUAUCCUCAAAACGAUGUAGCCGAAAGUAGUAGCAGUGGAAGUAAUAAUCAGCUAGUGAUUGUCGGACCAAGAACACCAGAUGGAGAUCUAUAUUUUAAUCCUGUCGAUCAAUUUUGGCAGUACGAAAAGUGUAGGCAAUUCGAGGGAGUGCAACUCGAGAAUUAUUUUCAAUUUAAUCAAACGGUGAAAAUUCUCAAUUCUCCAUCGCAGUGGGUUCAAAUUACACCAGACAGACACGGUUUUUACAGAGCGCUGUCUCAAUGGAUGUCUGGCACGGACAAACACCAUCAGACCAUUCGACAACGUGUACAAGAUAUAGUAAGGACUGAUCAACGAAUUUUGAAUUUUCUAGGAGAAAUAAAGCAUCGUUCACACUUAUUUUGGAUAUCACAAGACACUUGGGCAACAGAAAUAGAAAUUGUCGCGUCCACUAUUCUCCUAAACACAUCCAUAUAUGUGUAUGAAAACCUUAAACGGGCUUGGGUCUUAUUUGACCAGAACAGAACACACAGAGGCCCACUGAAGAAAACCGAUAAGUUCAUUUAUCUUCAGCAUGUUUCGGAAAUACAUUAUAAUUUAGUGACGGACGUGAAAUCCCACCGAGACCCAGUCGUACAAAACGUCUUGCCAAUAGGAAGAAGUCAACCGGGAGAAAUCAGAUUCUUUUGUCCUGUCGACAAACUUUGGCAAUUCGAUAAGUGUAAUAAAUGGAAAUUGUCACUCGAAAAGCGGUUCGAUUAUAACCGGAUACCAACACUUCUCAAUACACCGAAGAAAUGUGUCGAGAUACAAAAAGACAAGAAUUGUUUCUUCAGAGCGCUUUCCUACUGUGCGACCGGCACAGAAAAACAUCAUCAAAUCAUGCGAAAAUAUGUAGCUGAAGAAAUUCUUUUUAAUCGUGCCAUUCAAAAAUUGUACAAAAGAAAUGAAUUCAUAAGCUUUCAUCCGAUAAGGCUUAAUUGGGCAACUAAAAUAGAAAUAAUUGCUUCGGCUGUGCUCUUGAAUACAUCUAUAUUUGUCUAUUCACCCGAUACAAAAACUUGGGAUGUAUACAACAAGAACAUUAUAGACAAUGUUCCAAUGGAUAUAAUGAAUGAUAAGUGCAUUUACCUAAGGCAAAAGUCUCCAAAUGAAUAUGAUGUAGUUGAAGAAGUACUGGACUUUGUUGAUGCUGCCAAUUAUUAUAACUAGAUGUUGUAAAUGAGAACAUAUUUUGUUGUACGUCAUAUCAUUGUUAAAUAUUGAUAGGUUGAAUGCUACAUUAAAUUUAAUUUAUUCAUAAGAUCUAGAAAAUAAAAUAACAAUAUUUCAAAAUGUAUAUAACUAAAAUCCUGUUUACUGACAAACAAUAAUGUUAAAAAUUGAAAAUUAUAAAUAACAGUUAAUUUAUUCAAAUAUAACUAAUGACCAUUCUCGUGGCUUCAGCUUGAAAAUUAAGUAUUGUUUAAUAUAUGUAAAUAUUUUGAUAUGAGUAUGGCUAUAACCC